Malus domestica (apple) is the source of this 1637-nucleotide messenger RNA. Its product is annotated as thylakoid membrane protein TERC, chloroplastic. Lineage: Eukaryota; Viridiplantae; Streptophyta; Magnoliopsida; Rosales; Rosaceae. Gene Ontology annotation, cellular component: membrane. The record is from RefSeq and is a predicted model, not a curated record.
UAAGAUACCCAUCACACAUUACUACUGCUAUUACUACACACCACACGGAGCUCCUUGUUCUCUUCUUCCCUUUUUCCUCAUUUGAAUUUGGCACCAAAUUCUCUCCCUCAUCACCGCCAUGGGCACGGCUUCCGUCAUCCAUAACGGCGUCCACAUCCAUCUGAAGCUCAAUUCCCGCCUGCCUAGGGUUUCGCUCCCAUCACCAGCCCCAAAUUGGAGUAUGCCUCACUUCAUUCACCAUCACAUCGUUCCCAUCCGUACAGGCCGCGGCCAAUCCGCGCCGAUUGCACGUUCUAGAGCAACUGAUCAGGAUGAUGAUUUAUCCACUUCAGUUUAUAUGAACUUUCCACUUGAAUCUCCAGUAGAAAAGAGGGGUGAUUCUGCAUCACGAGAUGGCAUUAGUAAUGUGGAAACCUCUCACAAUGACUCUCCCGAUAAAAUUAAGGGGCGCGAAGCUUAUGCUGCUUCUGUAAGAACUGUAGCCUUGUGGGUGUGUGCUGCGGUGGCAUUUGGCAUUGGUGUGGGCUUUAAAGACGGAGUUGGCAAGGCAUCGGAGUUCUUUGCCGGGUACUUACUGGAGCAAAGCUUGUCAGUAGACAAUCUGUUUGUCUUUGUUCUAGUUUUUAAGUACUUCAAAGUGCCAAUUAUGUAUCAGAAUCGAGUACUUUCUUAUGGUAUUGCUGGAGCAGUGGUCUUCCGUUUGACAUUAAUACUCCUUGGAACAGCCACACUACAGAGGUUUGAGGUGGUAAAUCUUUUCCUGGCCGCAAUACUCCUUUACUCAUCUUUCAAGCUAUUUUCCAGCGAAGAAGAUGACACUGAUCUAUCCAACAAUUUUAUUGUGAAGACAUGCCAGAGAUUUAUCCCUGUCACGUCUAAUUAUGAUGGCAAUCGAUUUUUUACAUUUCAAGAUGGUGUCCGGAAGGCCACACCUUUACUUCUCACGGUAGCAGUUAUUGAGCUCAGUGACAUAGCAUUCGCUGUCGACUCUAUACCAGCAGUUUUUGGCGUUACUCGGGAUCCAUUCAUAGUUUUCAGUUCUAAUCUUUUUGCCAUCGUAGGUUUAAGGUCGCUUUACACACUCAUUUCUGCGGGUAUGUCAGACUUGGAGUAUUUGCAGCCAUCAAUUGCUGUUGUUCUGGGCUUUAUCGGGUGUAAGAUGAUCCUGGAUUUUUUUGGGUUUCACGUAUCAACCGAGGUGUCUCUUGGCUUUGUAGCUACAAGUCUUAGUGCCGGGGUGCUGUUAAGUCUAAUGAAGAAGUCAGACUAGCUUUAAGAAACCAUUCAAGCUCAGGGCAGUAACAGUGAGGAAAGCAAAGAUUUGAAAGAAGAAAAUGUUUCUUUCAUGCCGUGGUCAUGUCUCGCAGAGUGUUUGAGCAUGAGUUAUGUGAAGAUUUAAGUUUCUCUUAGUCCAAAUAUGAUGGACCGGCAAAGGCGAUUUCAUCGACGAUGAGAUGGAUGUACGGGUAAAUCAUGUAAGACUUAGCUUUCUUUUGGUUGUAAGAAGAAGCAGAUGGAUGGAUGGAUGGAUGGAUAGAAAAUCUGUGAAAUGUUUACAUAUAGCAAGUUACUAAUAUUCUUUUUAGCCAAAUCAUUUAUUUAUUUUUAUUUUGGCUAAAUGGUUUACUCUUGUUUCA